AUGAAUACACUCUUAUCUGCUAUUAUUGUAGCACUCUGUUGCGUUACUUUCGCUUCUGCUACUGGUUAUGGUGUUGACUGCAGUUGCAGUUGUUGCGUUCCAAGCAAAAGAAAUGCAUGCACGCCAAUGCCGCUCACACCAAUUCAUUUAGAUAGCAAUACAUGUGACAACAGUGUAUGUGUUAAGUCUUGCAAUGAGAUAUAUGCAUUUUGUGAAUCAACCAAAGGAGUUAUGUCAAGUACAUGCAAAGAAACUGAUCCAGCUUCAUCAACAACAACAAUAGCUCCAUCAACAUUAUCAACAUCAGCACCAUCAACAUCAUCAACAGCUGCACCAACAACAUCAACAGCUGCACCAACAACAUCAACAGCUGCACCAACAACAUCAACAGCUGCACCAUCAACAUCAACAGCUGCAACAAUUACUUUCACAGCAUCGACAUCCUCUGCCUCAACAGGAACCGUGUCGACUUCAUCUGCUUCAACAACAGCAUCGUCACCAUGGCCUACAGCUAGCACCACAAGUGCAACUGGAGGUAGCACAACUACAAGCUCAGGCAUGAGCACAAGCACAGACGUCAGCCCAACUACAACUACCACCGGAAGUCCAGUUACAACUACCACCGGAAGUCCAAUUACUGUCUCAACUUCAGCUAUGUCUACCACAACAGGUUCAAGUUCUGCUAGCACAAUCAAAUCUUUUUUUCAAGUUUCCCAUUUUCUUCUCUUUACUAUUGUGCUAACAUUUUUAUAUUUGUAA
Messenger RNA from Adineta steineri, 759 nucleotides. The record is from the annotation of a GenBank genome assembly. NCBI's taxonomy places the organism in Eukaryota, Metazoa, Rotifera, Eurotatoria, Adinetida, Adinetidae.